Molecule: messenger RNA, 204 nt
Organism: Akanthomyces muscarius
Lineage: Eukaryota; Fungi; Ascomycota; Sordariomycetes; Hypocreales; Cordycipitaceae
Exons: 3
Coding region: 1-204 (67 amino acids)
Source: RefSeq, a predicted model, not a curated record
AUGCGUAUAGAAGCUGCUUUGCUAUGGUAUUCGAGACCAUCAUGGACUGGCAAAAUAUAUUGCGGCGCGAAGUUUCCGAGUGUGCAGCCACUACACCCGGCCGCUGUGCAACGCAUGCAGCUCAGCGAGCCUUGGCCUCUGGAGCAGCGCGCCGCAAUGCACAUUUCAGCUGCAGAUUUUUCUGCCCGUGAUGUUUCUGCGUAA